AUGGCUGUUGUUGAGCAGACUAUCCUUCGGGAUCCGGCUCUCUUCUACUGGAUCCUCUUCCCCAUCUCGGUGGUUAUGAUCCUGACCGGUAUCCUCCGCCACUAUGCAACGGUCCUGAUGAACACGCCGCCCAAGCCCGCCUCCACCCUGGCCGAGUCUCGCGAACGCCAUGCUCUCCUCCGCGGUGUCAACCUCCGUAACCAUGCAUGCGCCGUUCUGGACCGGGAAUCUUUCGAGGCCCGCAAGAACUACCUUGUUAACGGUUUCCGGAGCGGCGCGUUCCUCAAGGAUCCCAACAACCGUGGCCAGCCGCCGGCGAACCCGAUGACUGACCCAGCAGGCAUGGAAGCCAUGAUGGGCAUGCUCAAGGGAAACAUGAUGAUGAUGAUUCCGCAGACUCUGAUUAUGAGCUGGAUCAACGCUUUCUUCUCGGGAUUCGUGAUCUUGAAAUUGCCUUUCCCAUUGACUAUUCGCUUCAAGUCCAUGCUUCAGUCUGGUGUGAUGACCCGUGAUUUAGAUGUCCAAUGGGUGUCCAGUCUGUCGUGGUACUUCCUCAACUUGAUGGGCUUGCAGUCCGUUUUUGGAUUCAUUUUGGGCAGUGAUAACUCUGCCAACCAGAUGGCGCAGCAGAUGGCCCAGGCUAACCCCGCGGCUAUGAUGAACCCCAUGCAGCCUGGCCAGGAUCCCGACAAGCUGUUCUUGAGCGAGGCAGAGAACCUGGAGGUCAUGGAGCACUUCUGCAUUCUCGAUGGUGUUGAGGAGCGCGUUCUGCGGAACUAUGCGCCCGAGGUGAACUAA
This is a messenger RNA of Penicillium subrubescens, 798 nucleotides long. RefSeq names its product ER membrane complex subunit EMC3. Gene Ontology annotation, biological process: protein folding in endoplasmic reticulum. Bases 1 to 798 code for a protein of 265 amino acids. Gene Ontology annotation, cellular component: membrane; EMC complex. The transcript is spliced from 5 exons. NCBI's taxonomy places the organism in Eukaryota, Fungi, Ascomycota, Eurotiomycetes, Eurotiales, Aspergillaceae. The record is from RefSeq and is a predicted model, not a curated record.